This is a messenger RNA of Penicillium oxalicum, 1188 nucleotides long. It is a transcript of the gene abfII, whose product is annotated as putative extracellular glycosyl hydrolase/cellulase. Gene Ontology annotation, cellular component: extracellular region. Gene Ontology annotation, biological process: L-arabinose metabolic process. The transcript is spliced from 2 exons. Gene Ontology annotation, molecular function: cellulose binding; alpha-L-arabinofuranosidase activity. NCBI's taxonomy places the organism in Eukaryota, Fungi, Ascomycota, Eurotiomycetes, Eurotiales, Aspergillaceae. The record is from RefSeq and is a predicted model, not a curated record. Bases 1 to 1188 code for a protein of 395 amino acids.
AUGGUUCCUUGGAUCGCUGCACUAUCGGCGAUCUUGCCUGUGGUCUCCGCGCAAGCAUCACUCUAUGGCCAGUGCGGCGGAAGUGGAUAUUCGGGGCCUACCACUUGUGUUUCAGGCGCGUGCUGCACCGUUUCCAACGCCUGGUACUCUCAAUGCCUCCCGUGCAGCUCCGGCGGCGGUAGUAGCGGUGGCAGCACUGGUGGCAGUGGUGGCUCCCAAACCACACUGACCACUGCCAAGUCGACUACGACCGCCGCUGCCGGCUCAUCUGGUCAGACAUCUUCUUGCAGCUUGCCCUCGACCUACAAGUGGAAGUCGACUGGUCCCUUGGCUCAACCCAAGUCGGGCCUGGUCGCCUUGAAGGACUUCACUGUCGUUCCAUACAAGGGUCAGCACCUCGUUUAUGCUUCAGACGUCAACUCGGGGAGUAGCUAUGGCUCUAUGAACUUUGGUCUCUUCUCGGACUGGAGUCAGAUGGCCUCGGCGAGUCAGAACGUCAUGAGUCAUGGUGCGGUUGCUCCGCAGCUGUUCUUCUUCGAGCCUAAGAACACCUGGGUGCUCGCAUACGAGUGGGGUGCUUGUCCCUUCAAUUAUAUGACUUCCAGUGACCCUACCAAUGCCAAUGGUUGGUCGUCAUCCCAGUGCCUCUUCAGUGGCUCUCUCGGAGGCGGCGAUAACCCCAUCGAUCAGUCGCUGAUUGCCGAUGACACUACCAUGUAUCUCUUCUUUGCGGGAGACAAUGGCAAGAUCUAUCGCUCAUCGAUGCCCAUUGGCAACUUCCCCUCCAGCUUUGGUACCAAAUACGAUACUAUCCUGACGGCCGGCAAAUACGACCUCUUCGAGGCCGUGCAGGUGUACCGUGUUCAAGGCCAGAACCAGUAUCUGAUGAUUGUGGAAUGCAUUGGCGCGAAUGGCCGGUACUUCCGCUCCUUCACGGCCACGAGCUUGGGCGGUUCAUGGACGCCCCAGGCCACCAGCGAGUCUGCGCCUUUCGCCGGCAAGGCCAACAGUGGCGCUACCUGGACCAACGACAUCAGCAGUGGUGACCUGGUUCGCAGCAGUGCCGACCAAACCAUGCCCAUUGAUCCUUGCAACUUGCAAUUCCUCUACCAAGGCCGAGACCCCAACGUCAACCCGGCUUACAACGAUCUGCCAUACCGCCCCGGUGUGUUGACUCUGGUCCGUUAA